Tachysurus fulvidraco (yellow catfish) is the source of this 2952-nucleotide messenger RNA. It is a transcript of the gene phgdh, whose product is annotated as phosphoglycerate dehydrogenase. Gene Ontology annotation, molecular function: phosphoglycerate dehydrogenase activity; NAD binding. The transcript has 12 exons. Gene Ontology annotation, biological process: L-serine biosynthetic process. The record is from RefSeq and is a predicted model, not a curated record. NCBI's taxonomy places the organism in Eukaryota, Metazoa, Chordata, Actinopteri, Siluriformes, Bagridae. Bases 96 to 1682 code for a protein of 528 amino acids.
CAGACCUCCCCCAUGCAUCCCAGUCAUCUAGACGCAAAAUCAUUUCACACAUACAUACACGUGCCCAGAAGCUCCAGUUCUGCAAGAUUAGAGAAAUGGCUCCGGUUGCAAUCAAGCGCGUUUUAAUAAGCGAAAGUGUGGAUCCGUGCUGCAAGAAGAUUUUGCAAGAAAAUGGAAUUGAAGUCACUGAAAGAACAAAUAUGAACAAAGAUGAGCUGAAAGCACAGAUUAAGGAUUUUGAUGGUCUGGUUGUGCGGUCAGCUACUAAAGUGAGUGCUGACGUCAUUGAAUCCGCCGGGAGCCUGAAGCUGAUUGGACGAGCCGGAACCGGCGUGGACAACGUGGACGUGGACGCGGCCACCAAGAAAGGCAUCAUUGUCAUGAACACUCCAAGUGGCAACACAAUUAGUGCUGCUGAACUGACCUGUGCCCUUGUGAUUAGUUUAUCAAGAAAAGUUCCACAAGCUGCUAUGUCGAUGAAGGCAGGAAACUGGGAUCGUAAAAAGUUCAUGGGUACAGAGUUGUACGGCAAAACCCUUGGUAUACUUGGUCUUGGAAGGAUCGGGAAAGAGGUGGCCACUAGAAUGCAGUCUUUUGGAAUGAAGACCAUCGGUUAUGAUCCCAUUACUCCCCCAGAGGUGUCUAAGAGCUGGGGGGUGGAGCAGAUGUCUCUGGAGGCGCUGUGGCCUCAGUGUGAUUAUAUCACCGUGCAUACGCCUCUCAUGCCCUCCACCACAGGAUUACUGAAUGAUGCCUCAUUUGCGAAAUGUAAGAGAGGUGUGAAGGUGGUAAACUGUGCCCGUGGAGGGAUCAUUGAUGAAGCUGCUUUGCUAAGAGCUCUAGAGUCUGGUCAGUGUGGAGGAGCAGGUCUGGAUGUAUUUGUAGAGGAGCCUCCCAAGGACUGGGCCCUGGUGAACCACCCUAAUGUGAUCAGCUGCCCGCAUCUGGGAGCCAGCACGACGGAGGCCCAGGCUCGCUGUGGCCAAGACAUUGCACUGCAGAUUGUGGACAUGGUCAAAGGGACAGCAUUAGUGGGAGCGGUGAAUGCACAGGUUCUGGCUAGCACAUUUACCCCUGAGUCACAGCAAUGGAUCAGGCUGGGGGAGGCCUUGGGCAAGUUGCUGAAGGUCUGCAACACAACUAAACAGCCCUAUGACAAAGUCAACAUCAUUACUCAAGGUGAAUGUUUGAAGAAAUCACUUGAGCUCCUGAGCUCAGCUGCUGCUGUUGGACUUUUGGCUGAAAGCUCUAAGAACGGCCUUAAUCUGGUGAAUGCUCUCACGCUAGCGGAAGAGACAGGAAUGACAAUUAAAAAAGAUCACCUUGAUGGGAAUGAAUCUAAAGCCACCUGCACGUUGGAGACCUCUGUAAAUGGCAGUGUUUAUAAAGCCUUGGGCACGGUGCAGACCGCAGUACCAGUUCUUCUGGAGAUGAAUGGCAGUGUAUUCAGACAGCCAGUGGCUCUCUCUGGAAACCUCUUGUUUUUCAGGGCAGCAACUUGUCCUCAGCUCCUGCCUUCUGUUACUGGUGUGCUGGCAGCAGCAGGUGUUGAGAUUGAUCACUUCAGUGCCUCCAGUACCUCUGGUGGAGAUCAUUGGUAUUGUGUGGGGGUUUCAUGUCUGCUGAAAGACUUCAGCACUCUCAUGCCCCUGGUGAAAGAGGCAGCACAACUUACUGUAUAAGCUCCUGCUAACUGCAUGUUUGUGGGAAUCAUCUGUAGCAUUCUUACAUAUCUAAGUAUUCGAAAGUAUUUCUCUAGUCCUGGGGCUACCCAACAUAAUUGAUCUAGCUCAUUCCUGAAGGAAUACACCCGCAUUUUUAAUCAAACCUGUUCUUUUGCAUUUGUAACAUGGUGCAAUUAGUAUAGACAAGAACAGUUGUGAGAAAGUAAAUGUAUUGAAAUGAUGUGGUUGUGGUAAUAUGCUUCUGAAUGCUCUAGGAGGAUAUUAUUUGAAAGUAUCUUGGAGGAAUAAUUUUACCUUUGCUCAAAUCGGGGGUGGGUUUGUCAGGAGCAAUUUCCCAUGUCCUGGACAAUAUUAGUGUUUUCCCUACUCUAACACACCCUUCAACUCUGUCAACUAGUUGAAAUAGUGCUGGGAGCAGGAAAUACACUAGAAUGUGCAGGACAUUGUACUCGGACCAUGGUUUAGUCCCUGUGUUAGUGCAAUAUAGAUAUAAUUUCAUAAGCAUAAUUUAGGUUCCAUGCUGUGUGUGUAAGCUACAUUUGAAUUUUCUAAACCAUUAUGUAGAACUGCUACUGACAAUAGCAAGCAGUGAUAUUUUUCUAGAAAAGCAACUAAUAAACAAAUGCAUGGAUGAUACCUAGUGUCCCCAGACUGGUAUUAACCGAUUCGAUAGAUGUGUUGGAGUAGAAAAAUCACUACGCUGCUUGACUCUUUUUCUCUGCAAAACAGGAUUUUCUUAAUCCUAAACUCUAUUUUCCUGUAAGUCCUUAUGGCUCCAUGGUUCAGCUGUUAGCAUUGCUGAGUAAUAUUAUGAGAUCAAGUCACCAGCGGUGAUAUUUUGUAUUUCUCUUUGCCUUCAUCUGGGUUUGUUCUGAGUUCGCUCAUUUUCUCCCACCUCACAAAAUCAUAGCAGUAGGUGAAUUGGCUACUUUAAUUUGACCCAAGCUGUAAGUGUAUUAGCCAAUGCAUGAGUGAGUGAAAGAUUGCCAGGGUGUAUUCCCACUUCCUGCCUGGGAUAGGCUCAGGAUUUACCUGACUAUGAUAAAGCCCUUAAUGAAGAUAAACAAUUGAUUUAACUCUACACUUAAUUGAUAGACCUGAUGUGAUGAGUAUAAAAUCACCAUACUGCACGACUACAUUUCAUCUGACAGUUUUGUAAUACGUUUUACUAGAAUGUAAAAAAGUUUAACACUAAAUAGUCCAAUAACAAGCUCUUUUGUUCUCAUGAAAUGUGGAUUUUGAAUGAUUAAAAACAAUAUGAAAAAUA